Messenger RNA from Drosophila innubila, 3654 nucleotides. It is a transcript of the gene pink, whose product is annotated as Hermansky-Pudlak syndrome 5 protein homolog. The transcript has 4 exons. Lineage: Eukaryota; Metazoa; Arthropoda; Insecta; Diptera; Drosophilidae. Gene Ontology annotation, molecular function: protein binding. The record is from RefSeq and is a predicted model, not a curated record. Bases 180 to 2750 code for a protein of 856 amino acids. Gene Ontology annotation, cellular component: cytoplasm. Gene Ontology annotation, biological process: developmental pigmentation.
UUCCGGCAACGCUGAGCUAACAUCUGUAAAAGUUGCAGUUUGUUUUUUUUUUUUAGUUUGUUUGCGGACGAUAAAAAUGCAUUAAUAAUAUACAAAUAAUAACAAACUGUGUGAUUUGCAUGCAAAGCGUGCAAAAUAUGUAAAUAGUCAAGCGUGAGAAAGGAAUAAUAAGCAGCAAAAUGACAGACGCCUACUGUUUGUCCAAUUUUAUUGAUUUUUCACCACAUUUGUCGCAGCCGCUGAGGCACAGCAAUCGGAUCAAGUAUACGUGCUUUGAUAUCUCCGACAACUACAUCAUCUUUGGCGCUACAUCGGGCUCGCUGUACUUUUUCAAUCGUGGCGGCAAGUUUAUGCACUUGAUUCCCAAUAAACAUGGCCCAGUUACACACUUAAGCAUAUCGGCUAACAAUAAGUAUGUGGCAUUCGCCACACAACGUUCGCUGAUAUGUGUGUAUGCGGUAAAUCUGUCGGCCCAGGCCGCUCCACAGGUGAUUGUCACACACCUGAGCACCGAUCAGUCGGUGCAGGUGAGCUGCAUCCACUGGACGCCGGAUGAGAAGCAAUUUUACUAUGGAGACACUCGUGGCCAGGUCAAUCUCGUGCUGCUCUCAUCGUUUAUUGGUCACAGCCUGCUGUUCAAUAUGUCUGUGCAUCCGCUGUUAUAUCUCGAUUCUCCCAUUGUACAGAUUGAUGACUUUGAAUCUCUGCUUUUGGUGUCCAACAGCACCAAGUGCAUCCUAUGUAAUACCGAGUUCGAAGAGUACAAACAGAUCGGUAACCGUCCUCGUGAUGGCGCCUUUGGCGCAUGUUUCUUUAUAUCUCCGCACGAAUCGGUGCAGCCAUCGCGCAUCUAUUGCGCUCGGCCGGGCACACGCAUCUGGGAAGUGGACUUUGAGGGUGAGGUAAUCCAAACGCAUCAGUUCAAGAGCGCUCUGGCCACAGCCCCAGCUAAGAUUUACAAAAAUCACGACAGCGAUGUAACGCACGAUGACGACGACGAUGUCGAUGGGCAUGAGGCCAAUGACGAGCUGUUGGACUAUCAACCACAGCAACUACAGUUCGCCAAGCUGCAGCGUUUUGGUCAGGACUUUCUCUUGGCCUUCACCGAGCUGGGACUCUAUGUGUUUGAUGUGCGUCAAUCGACGGUUGUUCUCUGGUGUAAUCAGUUUGAACGCAUUGUCGAUUGCCGUGUUGCCGGCUCCGAAAUCUUUGUGUUUACCCAAACUGGAUCACUGUACAGCGUCCAGCUGCAGACGCUGCAAACGCAUGCCAUUUCUCUGAUGCAGCAGUCGAAGCUUCCACAAUGUGCCCGCUUACUGCGUCAACAUGUCAAAUAUUUUGCGGACAAGGCCAGGGAGAACUACGAUCUAAAGCUGCUCAAUCAGUUAAAGCAGCUGCUCAUCGAACGACAGCAGUAUGAGCUGCUUAACGAUAUAUCUGUAAUCUUUGAUGCCAUUGCCCAGUGCACGGGCAGUGCAUUGGACACCCAAAGCUCCGGCGGCAGCUCGGCAACCACGGAGCUUAGUGCCAGUCUCAGCACAGCAGCAGUAGCAGCCGCUGCUACGACGACAUCAACGACAUCGGUUCCGCCAAGAGGUGUUUAUGUGCUGGAAAAUGCUUUUUGCGACAAUCUUAAACAGCCCCCCAAAUCAGGACACUUCAAGGAUGCACUCCUGACGGUCACCGGGAAAUUUGGCAAGAACAUCAUCAAGUACAAGUUCAACAUAUUUGCCGAGGAGCAACAGCAGCAGCUGGUACGAGAGUUAAUCCCUGCCAGCGAGCGUUCGCUGCCCUUUAAGGAUAUUAAAGCGCGUUACGAGUCGCAGGAUAAUGUUGAUGACAAUGAUGAGGAAAUUGUUUGCCGCAGCAGCAGCAGUCAUGGCACAAGUGGGAAACGCGCCACCGCAACAACUCCCCAUAUUAGUCCCGAGGAGAAGACCAUAUACAAUUUGUACUUGAUCCAAAAGAGCGCCAAGUUCAGUCGUACCCAUUGCGUGGAACGAUAUCGUGCCGUAUUUGAUGAGUAUGCAGCCAAUGAGCUGAUCCAUCUGCUUGGCAAGUUGGCCCAGGUGAUGGUGGAGCACGGUGACAGCUUGGAGCAGGCACAAUGCAACUGCUACGAAAUGUACUUUAACUAUUUGAAUCCCGAGCUCAUCUGGGAAAUGGAUGAUGCGACACGGGACUAUAUUGCCAGUGGGUUUGUGCUUCUAAAUGCCGGCAACGAGAUUCUUCGUUGCAUCCAUUGCAAUUUCCCGCUGCGUUUUGAUAAUGCCUGUCACUAUCAUGAUAUUGGCGCGGUUCUCUUGCGAUACUUUUGGUCCCGGAACGAGCAGCUCAAGUGUUUUGAUGUCUUGCAGGCGGUUCCAUCUCUCUUGGAUGUCCUGGCCAAGUUUUAUUUGGCGGAACACAAUCUGGACAAAGUGCUGCCCAUUGUGUUUAACUACGGCACCGUCGAACUGCUCCAGGAUGUCGGACGACAGCUCAAUAUAUCCGCUUGGGCGCGACUCUUCGAGCAGUUUGUGGAAUUGCAACGUGGUCGUCUCGUUUGUGUCAACUGUGAGUGUGUGACCACUGUAGAGCAGGAGCAACUGACUCGACACUUUUUCUACACCUGGAACUGCUUCCUCAACAUUGCUCUGGAUCACUUAACCGCCACCGAGACGCUGGCAUUGAUCUUCAAGUGGAGCUCCUAUAUUCCCAGCGAUGCGAUCGAUCGGGAAUUCUAUACUCGCUGUUUACUCAAGGGCUAAGGAACGAACUUCUGAUAUUUAUUGUUGGCCUGUUGGCAAAUACUUUGCAACAUCCCAAAAAAAAAAAAAAAAAAAAUCCACACAUUCCCUUUAUAUGUAAGAACAUGUUAUAAUCUCUAGCUAAAGCUACAGCCAAUACCAAAAGCAUUUAUUCUAUAUAUGUACAGACAUGUACAUAUACCCCGUAUAUGUAAUAAAUAUAUAUUCCGUGUUUGUGCGUAAAUAAAAGUUGUAAAUUCCCAUACAUCCUUUGAGUUUUGUUUCAAAGUCUAAUGAAGAGGCCGGAAAUAAAAUAUUCGUAAUACACACGCACAUAACACAUAAAGUUUUGGCAUAAUUCAUACAAAAUUUCAACUGCAAAGCAAGCAUUUCUCAAACAAACAUAGCGAAAGUAUCCAGCUAGCGCUCAAAGUUGUUAAGGUUCUAGGAAAGACAUAAAUCAAAAAGGACUUGGGGCCUGGAAGACUAAAAACAAAUCUGGCUCACACGCCGUGAGUUUAAUAAAAGCAUCCAUUGAGAUAUCGAAGAUUGGCCCUACCCUCGGCAGUCUGGUAACGCUUCACGCAAAGCAGCUCUAUGAAAUCAACCCUGUUGACAGCGAUAACGAUAACAAAAACGCUGACUCACACGCUCCCAUCACCAGAUCUCCACCAUUUUUCCCGUGUGGCUCGUUUUCGCCGUUGGUGUGGAUAAGACACGCGUCUGAAAGCAAAAAAAAACGCGAAAGCGUAUAAAAACUUUAAAUUUUAAGCACAAGCUCAAUUACAGCUUGUAAUUGUUAGUAGGCACAAGUAGGCCUAGUACAUACAAACGUUUAAUUCUUAUUAAUCGAAAGAACUAAUUGUGAAAAAGUACAACCUCUCCACAUAAGAACGUAGUAGCUUGUGGAACGUAAGAAGUUGUC